AUGGAGUACUGUCUGGAGCGUCUUCAGAAUGAUAAGGAAAAAUUAGAAGAUUUUGUGAAGACAACACGUACGAUGAGGAGGGUGUUUGAGCAAGAUCCGGUUAAUACUAUUGCAUUGGAUGAAAGUGAUGAAGCUGUGUUUAGGCUAUUUGGGGUUAGUAUUCCAGAACACAUUGAAGUUAAUGUCCCACCAGUGAUACAUAAUAAAGGGAGUGGGACUAAGAAAUGGAUGGUUAGUGCAGCGGAGAGGGCAGCUGCAUCUUCAAAAAGUGGUUCACGAAAGUGCACAGGAUGCAACUUAUAUGUGAAUCAUAAUUGGAGGACUUGCAAAUCAGCUGUCAUGUAUCCUGGUUGCAGCAUCCUUCAAUAG
This is a messenger RNA of Lactuca virosa, 369 nucleotides long. The record is from the annotation of a GenBank genome assembly. NCBI's taxonomy places the organism in Eukaryota, Viridiplantae, Streptophyta, Magnoliopsida, Asterales, Asteraceae.